This is a messenger RNA of Elephantulus edwardii (Cape elephant shrew), 1158 nucleotides long. RefSeq names its product spermatogenesis associated 6-like (gene SPATA6L). The record is from RefSeq and is a predicted model, not a curated record. Gene Ontology annotation, biological process: spermatogenesis. The coding region runs from base 1 to 1158 and encodes 385 amino acids. NCBI's taxonomy places the organism in Eukaryota, Metazoa, Chordata, Mammalia, Macroscelidea, Macroscelididae. Gene Ontology annotation, molecular function: myosin light chain binding. The transcript has 11 exons.
AUGCCUCUGGAGGUGGUGGUGGAGCUGCAGAUCCGGGCGGUUUCUUGCCCAGGGGUGUUCCUGCCAAGCAAGCGAGGUGUGUACCUGGGAGUCUACUUCCUGAAUCAGUACCUGGAGACCGACUGUUUCCCCCCUGUGUUCCCCAUUGUGAUUCAUCAGAACAUGAAAUUUGAAAAGGUGUUUGAAAAUGCAGUAGAUCCUGGCGCUGUAGCAGAUCUUUUAGAGGUGUGGGAAAAGCUAGCUUUCUAUGAAGAAAACACGAGGGAUUUUCUCUUCCCAGAGCCCAGGCUGACCCACUCAUACCCUGGCCUUUGUCGGGAGGUACUUAUGAAGACGGUCGCAGGUUUUCCAGGCAUUGCUCCGAAAUUGGAAUUUUCUACAAGGACAGCCAUCAGAGAAUGCACGUAUCUGUAUAGAAACAGAUUUCUUGGAGACAGACAUAAGUCACAGAGGCCCUUUUCAACAUCACCUGGACCAGUGUCUCCCCUGAACAGCACAAAGAGGAAACCAAAGGAGUGUAAUCCCAAAAGGACAUCCAGAGGCCUCCCAUCAUGCUCAUCUUCUCCACAUCCCACCAGACAUCUCUUCCGGGACCAUCCAACACCCUUGACCUUUGGAAAUAGUCUCAAAUUUGCCAGAGAAAUCAGACCUCCAUUUGUCGUUAGACACGUGGACAGUGCAAAGCCCUUUGGUGAGGCUGUUUCAGAGCGUCGUUCUCAAAAGUCUAGGAGAAAGUGCAAGUUGUCAAGUGCUCCAUGUUCAAUGAAAAGAGCGUCUUCUCUUGACAGCCGUGCACCGAACGUCAAGGUUAUCAAAGAGCCAGAUGAGCGGAUCAUUUUCAAGAGCAACUCACCGUCACGGUCACAUCAUCUAGAUUCAUGUACAUUUGGAAAGGCCUCUCCCAGUUCUAGUAGCCCGGGGGAUGCCAGAUUCCAGCAGAGAACUUCGGUUGUCCUGGCCAAGCAUCUCAGGUCAGCCUGCCCGCUUCUGGAUCGGCCGCUCCUCCGAGAAAGAUUCCACCCCAGUUUUCAUUCCAAGUGGAAGAAGAUCCACGAGAGAGUGUGCGAACUUCUGGCAUUCUGCAACGCUCAGCUGCCAGCCCAGACCAAGAAAGUGCACGGUGGUGAUGGUUACAGACGACAGUGCCUGGUGUCCUGA